Messenger RNA from Lates calcarifer (barramundi perch), 2152 nucleotides. RefSeq names its product annexin A3a (gene anxa3a). Gene Ontology annotation, molecular function: calcium ion binding; calcium-dependent phospholipid binding; phospholipase inhibitor activity. Lineage: Eukaryota; Metazoa; Chordata; Actinopteri; Centropomidae. The transcript is spliced from 14 exons. The coding region runs from base 93 to 1112 and encodes 339 amino acids. The record is from RefSeq and is a predicted model, not a curated record. Gene Ontology annotation, cellular component: cytoplasm.
ACUCUUCAGGUGGAUUUCCAGUUUCCACAGGGACAGGUGUGGCGCUGGAAGACGAUUACAGCUCAGGACAAAAAAAAAGAGGAACUGUCGUCAUGGGGUCUUUAUGGGAUGAUUUGGACAGUCUGGUGAAUUCUCCCUCCUCUUUCUCAGAAAAAGCUGGAGAGAGAGGAACCAUCAAGCCCAAAGCAGACUUUAAUGCAGGAGAGGAUGCUGCAGCUCUGAAAGACGCCAUCGUAGGACUUGGAACCAAAGAGAAGGUCCUGAUUGACAUUUUGACCCAGAGAAGCAACGCUCAGAGGCAGCUCAUCUGUGAAGCUUAUCAGGAGGCCACUGGCAGAACAUUACUGGAGGACCUGAAAGGCGACACCGGCGGUGACUUUGAGGACCUGCUGGUGGCACUCAUCACCCCUCCUGCAGCGUACGACUGUCAUGAAGUGAUGCGGGCCAUGAAAGGAGCUGGAACUAAAGACAGCACCUUGAUUGAAAUCUUUGCGUCCAGAUCCAGCAAACAAAUCAAAGCUCUCUGUGACGUCUACCUGACAGAAACAGAGAAGAAGUUGAGUCUUGACCUGAAGGACGAAGUCUCCGGAGACUUUUCCAAAGCACUGCUCCUCCUGGUCGAGGGUAAGAGAGACGAGAGCACCACUGUAGAUACAGAGCAGGCGAAAGAAGACGCCAAGACUCUUUACGAAGCUGGGGAGAAGAAGUGGGGAACAGACGAAUCUAAAUUUGUCGACAUCCUCUGCCAAAGAAGCAUCCCUCAACUCAGACAGACUCUGGUUGAAUACAAGAACAUCAGUGGAAAGACGCUGCAGCAGAGCAUCGAAGGAGAGAUGUCGGGAGAUCUGGAGGAGCUGCUGGUGGCGAUAGUGAAAUGUGUGAAGAGUGUACCGGCCUACCUCGCAGAGCGCCUGUAUGAGAGCAUGAAGGGCGGUGGAACAGACGAGGCGACUCUGAACCGGAUCAUGGUGAGUCGGUCUGAGAUCGACCUGAUGGACAUCAGAGCAGAGUUCAAGAAGCUCUACAGCUACUCACUGCUCUCAGCCAUCGAGUCUGAUCUGUCGGGGGAGCACGGCGACUGUGUGAAGGCCCUCUGUGGAGGAGACGACUAACUCACUCUCCACCUGAGGUCGAGAAGAAAACUGCUUCUAACUCACACUUUCUGUCUUUCACUUCCACUCUUCUCCUGUGUUUCACCCUCAAAGUGAAACAUGCUGUUGUUUCUCUCACUUUGUUUCUGCUUCAGUUUUCCUCAUUUUAACAUUUCACCCCGAACAUCCACUCCUCCACUCGUCGCCAGACAAAAUAGAAGGUUUUUCUAUUUCAUUCAGUGGACGACUGCAUGAAGACCGACAUGUGUUUUCAAUUACCUAAAACAGAAACUUCCAGCAGGUACACACUGAAAAGGGAAUUCUGUUUAAUUCUAUAUGAUAAUUAUGAGUUCUUAAAGUUUAUUUAUUGUGUUAAAUCAUUAAUUAAACUGUUUUGAAUUGAGUUAGAAGGCUACUAAAAUUAUUAUUCUAUAAAUUCACCAAUGGAUGUUAAGUAAUUGAUGGCAGUUUAAUGAAGGGUUUUUGUUUUUUUGAUAACUUUGUGAUCUGGUAACUUGGUACAUUAUUUAAAAAAUGAUUAUUAACAUUUGUCAAAUAGAGCUGUCAAAGUUUUGACACGUUGUUCUAUAGUAGUUACAGUCAUUUGAAUUAUACUGUAAAAUACUUGUUGUCUUUUAGCUGUGCAGUGCUCAGCUGAACUUUUAAAAAUGUGAAACUUUUCCACAGAGAAUAAAGAUUCCACUGCUAAAUGAAUAACUGCUUAACAUUUAGGAGUUUAAAUUGAGUUUUACAGUCAAUUAGUGCAAUUUCACAUAGUUUUUUUUUGCAUUAAACUUCCAGGAAAUUAUAGAAAUAAAAAUAUAUACAAAAACUGAAACAAAGCCUUGCUAAAAUAAAACAACCAGUCAUAUAAAAAUAAAGAGCACACAGGAUUCAUUGUUUACUGUGUGGUCCUGUUAGUAGUGUAAUACAUUAACAUUUGAUUUUACUGUGUCACUGUUCCUCUUUGUUUUUUGUCUGCUCAUUCACCUCUUUACUGUCUUCUCUCCUUCUGAUAUCACUGUAACUUCCAUGAACAAUAAACAGCCUCAUCAAUCACA